CUGGCGCUCACAGGUGCAAGGAGGAGGGUAGCAGUGGCAGUUUCACCGACUCUCGUCCUCCAAUUAGAGAAAGCUGACAUUAUCACGUGAACAAAGCCGUGGUCUAACCAGUUGAGGGGAAAACGGAGAGGGAGAGAGACAGGGACUGACUUGACUGGAGGUAACAUUAUCGGGGACUGGAGCAAGUCGGCCACGGCGCACAGCGGCUCACCUGUCCUGGGAGACGGGCGGUGCACUGGAGACGGAGAGGACAGCAGAGCAGUAGGUGAAGUGCAGGAGUUGUUGCUGUCUGGCCGGGCGUCUGUGGGGAGCGCAUGAGGAGACCCGUCCCAGCUCAGGCCCCACCCAAACACGCACCCUCACUGGAGAGAGAGACGCAGGAGCACGCGCUGUCUCCACUCCUGCUGCAGUCAUGAGGUCCAUUCGAUCGUUUGGCAACGAUGACCGUCACGUCAUGGCCAAGCACUCCACCAUCUACCCGUCGUCAGAGGAUCUGGAGGCGGUGCAGACGCUGGUGUCCACCGUGGAGCGCGCCCUCAAACACGUCUCCGACUGGAUGGACGAGCUCAACCACACCCAAACCGAAGAGGAGGACGCCAAGACGGAGGACUCUGCCGAGAGCAGCACCAAGGAGCCGAACGGGGGCGUGCUGUGCGGCGUGAUGCGCAUCGGGCUGGUGGCCAAGGGGCUCCUCAUCAAAGACGACAUGGACCUGGAGCUGGUGCUCAUGUGCAGGGAGAAGCCCACUGAGACCCUGCUGUGCACCGUCUGCGACAACCUGCCCCUGCAGAUCCAGAAAUUGACAGAGGACAAGUACGAGGUGCAGCGCUGCAUCCCAGAGGCAGCCAUUCUGGUGCACAACACCAAAGACCCCAAGCUCAGCCUGAAGGUCACCCUCACCUCCCCGCAGAUGAGGGACGAGUACAGCAAGGGAGACGAAGUAGAGAAUGUUGAGCUGAAAGACGCGUCCGACGUGCUGGACCGGCAGCGAUGCCUGGUCGCGCUGGCGUCCCUCCGACAUGCCAAAUGGUUCCAGGCCAGAGUAAACGGGCUCAAGUCCUGUGUGAUUGUGCUGCGCAUUCUCAGAGACAUGUGCAACCGGAUGUCCGUCUGGGAGCCACUCAAGGGCUGGCCCCUGGAGCUCGUCUGUGAGAAGGCCAUCGCCACGUGCAACCGGCCGCUGGGCGCGGGCGAGGCCCUCCGGCGGGUGAUGGAGUGCCUGGCCUCGGGCAUCCUGCUCCCAGGUGGGCCAGGACUACACGACCCCUGUGAAAAGGAGCCCACGGACACGCUGACAGCCAUGACGGCAGAGCAGGCAGAAGCCAUCACCUACAGCGCACAGCACGCCCUGCGGCUCCUGGCCUUCGGGCAGAUUUACAAGGUCCUGGAGAUGGAUCCGCUUCCCUCAACCAAACCCUCCCAGAAAUACCUGUGGUCAGACAAAGAAGGAACAGGGCUGAAGAGGCCGUACGAGGACGGAAACAUGGACGACAAAGACCUCAUCAAGAAGAUGAAACGCAACCUGAGAAAAGUCCUCGACAGCAAAGCAAUAGACACCAACCAGCCGAUGAACGCGCUGAUGCGGCUGAACCAGAUCCGGCCGGGCCUGCAGUACAAGCUGCUGUCGCAGUCCGGCCCCGUGCACGCGCCCGUCUUCACCAUGUCCGUGGACGUGGACGGCACCGUCUACGAAGCCUCAGGGUCCUCCAAGAAGACCGCCAAGCUGCACGUGGCAGUCAAGGUCCUGCAGGCCAUGGGCUAUCCCACCGGCUUCGACACAGACCUGGACUCCAUGAGCGCCGACGAGAAGUCGGACGGGGAGGGGAAGAGCGAGACGUCCACAAACCCCAGCAAUAACACCACAAACUCCACCACAGACAGCUCUAACACACUGGAGGUACGAACUCAGGGUCCCAUACUCACCGCCAGCGGCAAAAACCCAGUGAUGGAGCUGAACGAGAAGCGCCGGGGGCUCAAGUACGAGCUCAUAUCGGAGAGCGGGGGCAGCCACGACAAGCGCUUCGUCAUGGAGGUGGAAGUGGACGGGCAGAAGUUCCGGGGGGCGGGGCCCAAUAAGAAGGUGGCGAAGGCCAGCGCUGCCCUGGCCGCUCUGGAGAAACUCUUCUCCGGACCCAAUGCCGUUGGCAACAAGAAGAAGAAGAUCAUCCCUCAGACGAAAGGGGCCAUCGCUGCGGCCGCCUCCAUCGCUGCCCAGGCCGCCCGGGGCCGAGGGCGGGGGGCCCUGGCCAGAGGAGCGUUCGUUAGCGCCGCCGCGGCCCCUGGAUACGUCACACCAGGGUACGGGACCCCGUACGGGUACAGCGCUGCUGCAGCUCCAGCCUACGGUGGUCUUUUCAUUGACAAUCCCUUUUACCAGCCGCGGACCAUCGCACCUUUUAUUAUUCACUUGGGUCCUCAAGAUCUCUUCUCUGACUUCUAGAACCAUCAGGUUGUGUGGCUCUAAAUGCUCGUACUGCUCCCGGCCUGACCGGGCUGUCUCCACUGCACAGAACAGUCGAACCCGACUCACUUGCCACAUAACGUAUACCCCUUCAAAGGAAAAAACAAAAAAAAAAAAAAGCAAUACUUUAUUUGACUUCAGCUGGAACAAAAAGGCUGAACUUGGUCUUUAUUAUAUAGCAAUACACCUGAUCUUUUAGCUUAAAGCUUACUUGAAACAAUAUGAAUGUUUGAGUCUUACCCAACACAGCACUGCAAUAUUUCAUUUCAAUUGUAUAUUCACUCUGUGUGUGUGUAUGUGUGGUUAUACUAUAAAUAUAUACAUAUAUAUUUAUGGUAUAUGUUACUAUAAAUGCAUAUGUAUAGAAAUAUAUUAUGUACGUAUGUAUAUAUAUAUAAUUGGUAUAAAUUAUUUUAGAAUUGCAAAGUGAAAUGUAAGCAUAAUCCUAUAGCUUUCUUCCAAUUUUAUAUACAGUAAGCAAUUUAAAUAUUAAAUAUUCUGUGUACGUGUGAUAUGAAACACUUUUCUGAAUCUACUGGUAGUGACGGUCACAGUAGUGUAGUGGCGCUUCCUUUUCUUUGCCUUGAGCAGCGUGUCGAGGUGCCUCGCCACCCCUGCGCCUCUGGCCCUGUGCCGGGCGUGUCGGGUGGGCAGAGGCCACCCUCCGACCCGAAGCCCUUUAACGUCACUUUCUGUUCGACACCACACACUUCCUGUUUAACUUCCUCUCAGAAAGCACACCCCCCCCGGUGCACCCUAGCACCUAUUUACACACAAAAAAACAAACCCUACCGCUUGGUUCGAAGAACAGGUUUACUGGGCAGCUAGUGUACUGAAUCACCUCGGACCUCGGUCCUUCCUGUCCUCUGGGUGUGUGACGAAAAGCACAGUGUCUCCGCUUUGAAGCUGGCACCUUGACCGCUCCGCCCCCCACCUCUGCAGCCCCGCCCCCCACAACUGCAGCUCCGCCCCCUCCCCCCGAGUCCACUGUCCGCACCGCUCAUGUCUUCACUGCUCCAUUUCCCAGCAUGCCGCCAGAAUAUCUAUAUACACGGCCUUGCGAACUCUGAACAGAGACAAACAGUCUUGUUUCACUGGAAGGGCAAAUCACAGGGGGAACGCCACCAAAAUUUGAGCAUUUGAUACGCUCUGAUCAGUGUCUCUUCAGAAGGAGUAUCCCAUCUUUCGCAAAUAGGAAGUCUGCAUGGGAACAUGACUUGGUGCUAAAUUAGCUCCCAAAACUUCUGCCUUUGCCAGUCUAAAAUAGACUGGCCUCAAUCUACCCUAAGCUAGAUUGCACGUGUGCGGUGCUGCCAAGCUCCUGUUACAGUGUUCUGCUCCUUUCCAAUGUAGAGUACAUUUUUGGCUUUCUCGAGGUGUUCUAGUCAUCGCAUGUCAAGUGUGUCCAUGCGCAUUUCCAUCCGACUUGGCACGGCAUCUUCUUCCAUUGGCUUGUGUUCCCGCCCCUCUGCUUACAUCAUGGGAUCUUAGCUCAUUGUUUAAACGUUGAAUGCAGCUGCGGUAUGCGGUACUGCGGAUCGACUCGCACACGUAACAGUCUGGCAACAUGGCCGCCUGUCUUGAUCUUGAAAGCAUCCGUUCCCUCUGCUGCCUGGUUGCGGUCACUCCUUAUUUCCAUUCUGUUUUCCAUUCUGUUUCUCUCCUCUCUUGGCCUGUCCUGCUUUAAUAUGCUUGACUUGUUGGUUAUAUUAAAUAAGAAAAGAUACUUUAAGGUGGUCCAGUUUGCUUUGAAAAUAAAGAGCAUAAAUUUUAAAUAACAUGCAGCAUGUUAGGAAAAAAAGUACCACUUCCGAAAAAGUUAAAUAUAGAUAUUUUACCCCUUAAAUUAAUAAAAUGUCAUGAACAAUGUAACAUUAACUCCCAAGACUUGCCUCUGGAAGGUGUUUAGUUCAAUAAGCCAUUUAUCAAAAUCCUGGUGUUGGGAGACUCUUGAAAUAUAACUGCAUGCAUACAUUUUAGAUUGCACAGGGACAUGUGCGUCUGCUCUGUGCGACUUUAAAAAACACCUCAAUACGAACACUACACACCAAACCGCAGAACAUGACCUGAGGCUGGCUUAGCCUUCCUGCUGAGGUCACAUGACCAACCGAUGUUGGUUAAAUAAACCAUUUUCCCAAAAUAUGUGUACUAUCCAAUAAAGAACGUGCACGUAAUUGAAUAAUAUUCAUGCAGACUGCCAAAAAAACCAAUAAAACAAGCAUGGGUAGAAGAGCCUUGUAGAGCGCUAUUCUGUUCAUCAGAAUGACCUCAUGAACGUGUGUUCAUUUGGAGUUCCGUCAAAUGUCCAUUUGGGAUUUGAAAAAUGUUUUAAAAAGACAAGCUGGUUUUGGGAUCCAAGUCCUAUAUUAUAGGGAGUUGAUCCACAGUGAAUAAGAAAACACUCUUUGAUAGAAUGAUUAAGUGAAUGCCAGAGGACUUGGCUCUGUUCUUGAUUGGCUGAUGAGCAAACUGGACCAGUUUAUUGAUGGACAUUUAUACAUUCGCCACAAGACAACAUUGGACAUCGUUUUUACACAUACACGCACUAAAUUUAUUUGAUUUUGUUCACCUUUAAGUCACCAAAAAUGUUUUAACUGAAACAUUUGUCUUUUGCAAAUAUAAUAUAUAAAGUAUAUAUAAUUAUAUGAAGUCAUUGGACAGCUUCUUAAAGUAUUCCCCCAUGAAUUUACUAAUUUAUUACUUGACAAGCAGAAAAUUUACAUAUCACUUGAAAUGUGCAUUAAUUAGGAUUUUAUAACUAAUUGGAGCUGGAGGUCACUUUUAUAGGGUGGGGGGAUAUAUUUCAUACAUGCAAGCAAAUAUUUUCCCUGGGGCUUUUCCCUCUAAUCCUCCCUUGGGUGCCUUCUAAAGAUGCAAUAAAAUACAAGUGAUAGAGUUAUUAUCCAUUCAUUUUACACAAACCUGUCCUGACUCUUAGCCUGCAUUUGUCAGCCUUUCAAAUUUAACAGGGUAUUUUCACCAAAGUAAAGGCCACUACCUUAAAGAAAUGUAGGCCUAAUUAAAUUAUUUUAUUCCAGAAGCCAGCUCUGUCUGUCUCUUAGAUACUUACCUCUGGAAAUGAGUCCUAUUUGAAGUAAAAUUUUAACUGGAAUUCUAAGCAGAAAUAGUAAUCCAGUAAUUUUACAUUUUAAGCUGUAAUUUUUUGGCCUUAAAACAACAUUGAGACAUUACAGACCUCACACACUGACUCAAGCACUUCAUUAUGUAGAGGAUUGCCAGUCAUUUUUAAUGUUUUUGUGUUCUGAAUGUUUUUCAUUUUCAUUCAUGGAAAAAUUACCAAAAAAAGAACCUCAGAUUAUAAACCUUGCAAGGUGAAUGAUUGACACGUGUAAGAAAGAAUCAUAGGUAAGUUUGACAGUGGUAAGUCUUCAUUUUUUUCUACCAAUUUUUGUGAUGGAAGUAACCUCAGAAAGUCAUGCAUUCCUCCUUAAACUUUAAGUAGCCCAAUCCUGUAAAUUUCCACCAUUAAUACCUGUGCUUUUUGUAUUUUUAGAUAUAGACCUAAUUAUACACACUAUUGUUAUAUAAAAGCCUCCUACCCACACUGAAAGUGUUAGCGCUGAAUGCAUGAAUACUUCAUGACAGACUGACAGCUGUCAAGCCACAGAGGAAACUCACUUCCUCACUGGAAAUGAGAAAAAAGGGAUGUGAUCUUUGCAUUACUUCCACUGUAAUAUAACAAUGCAACGCCAGUUAUUAAAUCUUAGUCACUGAAUGUAUUUUCCAAGUCUUCCAUUUAUCCUAGUGGUUUUAAACCAUGGCCACUUCUCACUGCUCAUAGCCUGUUCGUGGGUGAAUGUUCGCUUCGUUCUGAAGCGGAUUUACGUCAGUGUCAGGAAUAAUGAUUCCCUCAGCGUGAAUGAUGUCCCCACAUUCCAAAGUCAGUGUGCACACGGACACUGAGCCUGUUCAACCAAAGCUGUUUGUUGUGGUGGGGAGAAAAAAAAGGCUUUAGAACUUUGCAAGGGUGGUCAGUGUCCAAAAUGACCUGUUUCUACUGGGUUCUUCCCUUCAUGGAAAGCCAUAGAGUGCUCAGUACAGUGAUAAAGAUGGUGACCUCACCUAGUCUGCAUUGGGUGAUGCAGAAGACUUGGACUGGGCUUGAUACAGCCAGCGGCUGCCUGAACAGUGCACGCUGCUAUUAAAACUGCACUUGUUUGCACAGUCGCCUGUGGAGAUGGUGCCAGAUGCUAUAGACCAUACAUAAUAUGUGGAGAUUGAGGAAUAAGACUUUGUCUGCUUUAAAGAACGUUAAUUUUUGAGGACAGAUUUUAAUUUAUCUCAAAUACGGGGGACACAAGCCAUGCUGAUUUUUUUCUUCUGUUGUGCACCGGUGGCUUGGUAGACGAGGAUUAAAAUCGGCAAUGUUGGAUAAGGCCUUUGCUUGAAACCUAAAAAUAACACAAAAUCCACAACCCUGCCACAAAAGCUGCUGUUAAUUUCUCAUUGUGUCCGCUGACAUAAAUGACAUGCUUGUGCACUGAAACAGAGCCUUUGGAAGCAUCCAUUGUGGCUCUUAGUCAGAAACCCUCUCCUAGUGAACCCCCUUGCAUCUCCCGCCAGACAGCUCAAACUGACAGAAGUCUUCCAGGACUUGAGACACAAGCACAAAAGCCACAUUAGCAAUACUUUACUCAGGGCCACUGAGCACACCGGUCUCUUGAGAUCAGUGUGCAACAAACCUAUACCCUCUUACACACAUUGUAUGAAUAUGUGUAUGGGAACAGUUGGAGGCAGCCAUAUGUAGAGGGGCUAUAUAUUAUUAUUUAUGGUUUCAUUUAUCGGUGUAUUUAUUGGAGACCGUCUUGUUUUUGUGCUAGCCUAGUUUUCAUCAGCAGUCUCUGAGCAGUUGGCAGCUUCAGGUAAGAGUUUUAGACUACAUUUCCGAGAAUCCAUCCCCCCAACAUCCUCAGAAUGGAACUGGUACCCUUCAAUCUGCAGUGACAUGGAAAUUUGCCAGGGCCUAUUUUUCUCUUGGCACUGCGGCAAUUUACAUCCCAUGCCCCACUGCCCCCCCCCCGCUGCCCCCUCAAAAUCUGAAACCUCCAAAUUGGUCAGAAAGACGAAUAAGCAAAUGUUCCCACGUCUCUGAGGAAAUGACCUACGUAACCUUUCCUGUCUGGGUUUGCCAUUUCAGUGAUCAGUACAUCACACACCGCUAGAAAACCAAGAUGGAAGAGUGCAUACAUAGUUAUUCCAUUUUUUUCCUUCUCAUUCACUAUCCAGAGGUGCAAAUAAAUGCCACACACCCGUUACUUAUAAUAAUUUCAAAAACCUUUUUCCCCCCAUCCCACCGGCUGGGAAAGUACCACGCUGCAUCACAAAUAUAUACCAGUGAGGGGACUGUCGAGUGUGCGAGGGACUGGGCACAAGAGAGCCGGAAAUUCAGUUUGUGCACUCGGAGCACAAGUGCUGAAAUAGAAGGGGCUCCGGUUUCGUCCGGAGCGAGGCUCGUACGGUUAACUGCUGAACGCCGCGUUUUCCUCAUGUUUGCGCCGUAAGCAACAUGUGAACUGGAGCACGGCGAGCGGGGGACGGCGUCAGGUAUGUCAAGCGGAUAGACAGGAAGUAGGACGCGUGCUGGAGAAGCUGAGACUGGGGCCCCCGGUCCACAGUGCACACACUGGUUUAGAAUGUACACUGUCCUAGUAGAAUGUAUAACCGCUAGAAGAGCUACUCGCAUUUUUAUAGACACACACACACACGCUGUACACACAUAUCUUUUAAACUAAUUUUGUGACUCUGUUGGGCAUGUUAUGCCCUUUGUUUACAUUUUUUUUUGUUCAUAAUAUUUUAACUUAAAUGAAGUAGUCUCGCGAGGGACUCCUCUGUCGUGCUGUAAAUAUUAUUCCUUGCAGUUUCAGACUGUAGGCGAAAGCAGCCAGAGAUCUGCGGUACUUGUCUCGCACUUUUACUCGUUACAUAAAAUGAUACCAAGGAAAGUUCUUCGAGAUUUUAGUUUGAAAUAUUAAAAGAAUACAUCCAAUGUAAAAUGGUGGUUGUGCACAACUUCUGUGAGCGAGCUGUGCUUUAGUAGAAGCUGAUUGAAAUCACUGCAGUAGAUGUUUGCUAGUUCUGUGUUAUGAAAUUAAUAAGUAGCAAAAAUCACCAUGGUGAUUUGUUUGUCACUGUAUCUGCCAUAAUUUAUGCUUGAAAAUAAAGUGCUGAAUCUCUUAUGUGUCAAACUUUUCUUAAAGUGAGGAAAUAAAUGCAUAAUCUUACUUA
Molecule: messenger RNA, 8707 nt
Organism: Anguilla anguilla (European eel)
Lineage: Eukaryota; Metazoa; Chordata; Actinopteri; Anguilliformes; Anguillidae
Gene: strbp
Product: spermatid perinuclear RNA binding protein
Exons: 19
Coding region: 413-2440 (675 amino acids)
Cellular component (GO): precatalytic spliceosome
Molecular function (GO): double-stranded RNA binding; single-stranded RNA binding
Source: RefSeq, a predicted model, not a curated record